AUGAGCACAGCAAUUGUAGAUUUACAAGAAUUUAAGGAUGAAAAAACUAAAUUUAUAUUAAAAGAAUUGGCAAUCCUGAAAAAUGAAAUUAAAGAAUCAUUAGACCAUCCAUCGGAAUUUGAUGGAGCCAUUGAAAUAUUUUUGAAGAAAAAUAGCUUAGAGGAAUAUUUACGUGAUGGAUUAAUUGUAUGCAUAACCUAUGGAGGGGUUACAGCAUUAAAAUGUCUUAUUAAUAAGAAAGAACCGAGUAUUUUUGCUGAUGACGACGUCGAAGAUCCUGAUUUUGAUCCAGAUGAAAUUUCUCGUUCCAACAUUGUAACCGAUGGCUUUGGUACAGACUCGCCAGCUGAUAAUUUAUCCGAUAACGUCAUAAAUUCACCUAGGCCAGAAACGAGCAGAAGACGGACUGCUGGUGAGAUUAUGCGGCUUACUCCGCAAGAAAUAAAUGAUAUAGAUAGAGAAAAUGGCUGGAGUCAGGAAAUACUACCACUGUCACGCCAACCUUAUAACAGCACCCCAACACUUCAUAUUCAAGGCGAACAAUCUGUUGUAUCCAUUUAUCGACGUAUAUUGACCAAUGAAGUAUUAGAUCUUAUGGUCACUCAAACAAAUCUAUACGCUUCUCAACUGAAACAGAACGUCAAUAUGUCAGUUCAUAGCCGCAUGACCCGGUGGACAGACGUAACACGCGAAGAAAUGAUGAAAUUUAUUGCCUUGUAUAUGCUUAUGGGUAUUGUGAAAUUUCCGACGUUUGAAUCAUAUUGGAAACUAGACGCGAUUUACUAUCAUCCAAUAUUUCAUAACGUAAACAUAUCGUAUAAUCGCUUCUCAUCAAUAUUACGCUGCUGGCACUUUGUUGAUAAUGAAGCUCCAAGGGAUCGAAACGAACGUCUGUAUAAAAUAAAACCACUUUUGGACCUUGUUAUCAACAACUGGAAGAGCUUACUAACACCUGAUGAAUGUAUUGUCAUUGACGAGUCGAUGAUGCCGUUUAGAGGGAGGAUAUCUUUCCGUCAAUACAACCCAUCAAAAGCUCAUAAAUACGGCUUGAAAAUCUAUAAACUCUGCACAGAAGAGGGUUUUGUCUGGAACUAUAAUAUUUACAUUGGUCGCGACCCCGAGAUUGCUGAUUUGGAUAAGCCAGGUAGUGUCGUAGUUCAGUUAUGUGAUGGUCUUCUAGAAGCUGGUCGGAUAAUUGUGUGUGACAACUAUUACAAUUCCGUAGGAUUAGCAAAAUAUUUACAGCAGCGUAAGACAGACUUAUGCGGCACUCUACGGGUAAAUAGAAAAGAACUUCCAUGGGCAAUAAGAUCGAAAAAAAUGGGCCCUAAAAAAGGUGAAGUAAUUGCUCGUCAGAAGGACAAUAUAACACUGGUGAAAUGGAGAGACAAACGUGACGUUGUUAUGAUUUCUACAUGCCAUGACGCUAGUAUGCAAAUGUCUGCAGGUUAUAAACGGAAAUUGAAGCCAGAAGUCGUGCUCUAUUACAAUGAGCGAAAAAAGGGCAUAGAUGUAUCUGAUCAACUUUCAAGUUACUAUGACCCUAAAAGAAAGUCUCUGGCAUGGUACAAAAAGAUAGCUUUAGAUGUUUUGAUUUGUGCAUCAGUAACAAACGCUACGCUUUUGUAUCAAAAACUACAUUCUACUACUAAUAGAAGAGAUCGCAAAACCGUACUACAGACGCAACAAGAAAUUAUUAGGGAGUUCUUGCAAUUGAACAAUGCAUCCGAUGUGAGUGCAAAUUCAUUGACCAAUAGCCCAGGACCGUCUACUAGCUCAAUUGCAAAUCAACACUUUCUGACGAAAAUUCCGCGGAAAGAGGACAAUAAAAUUGUCCGAAAACGAUGCCAUGGAUGCUACGAAGACUUGCGUAAAGAAGGCACAAACUGGCAAAUAGCUGCAAAAAGAGCAUACCGUGGUGCUGAUUGUGUCAAGUGGUUUGUUCUUGAACUGGAAGAAGUAGCGUACUCAUUAGAGCAAAAAAUAAAACACGUUGAACUAAUGUGUCCGCUCACCGUCGAACAAGAACUGGAUUUUAUGUCAGCAGAGAAGUGUCACAUUUGUGGUAAAGAUUUCGUAUCCAAUUCCAUACGUGUUCGCGACCAUUCACAUCGCACAGAGGGAGAUGAAAUACCGGGUUAUGUUGAGGAAGACAAUAUUGAUACAUUAUGUGAACGUCAUGCAAUAAAAGAUGAAAUCAAUGUCGCCGUCUAA
Chrysoperla carnea is the source of this 2214-nucleotide messenger RNA. RefSeq names its product piggyBac transposable element-derived protein 4-like. Lineage: Eukaryota; Metazoa; Arthropoda; Insecta; Neuroptera; Chrysopidae. The record is from RefSeq and is a predicted model, not a curated record. Bases 1 to 2214 code for a protein of 737 amino acids. The transcript has 5 exons.